CGAUGGAUCCACGACUGCUACUCUUGACAUCAGCCUGCCUUCUUGAUGCGCAAGACGGCCAGAGGGCCUCGCAAAUCGUGGGUCUUCAAGCAGAAACACCAUCUACGGUGGAUUCCCAGGGCUGCCAAGGAUGCACUACAUCCGAAUCCUCAGACCGCCGUCAUUCGUCGCCAGCAGCGCACGCGGUGACGCGCAACUUCAGCUGCUGCUCACCAUCACUACCGACCUCGGGGAAUCGUUCCUAUACCCACUGCAGCCGGUAGAUCUGGAUGUUGUACUCUAUCUACACGGGUCAGUGGAGGAGAAAGGCGGCAUCAAGCUCCCCGUAGCCAAAGGCGAGAAUACGUUACGCUGGACGGCCGGCAGCCGGGUUCUCAAGACCAAGGUCAACCUCCCCCCGCAGGCCAGCAGCUCCGCGCGGCUCAGCCGGGCCGUCGUCUGCGUGCGGCCGCUGGAGAGGCGACUCUCAGCCUCGAGCGCGGCAGACGUCCUCUCCUCCUCCUGCGGACUGAUCAUGCCGCUCUAUGUGGCGCCGCGCUCGAACCAUCCCGAGGAGACCAUGGCUCUGCGCAGACUGAGGAUCCCGGAAGAUGCGGCCGAAGCCUCUCCCCUGUGUGUCGAGGUCGAGGAGGAGCUGGGCGAGAGCAUCGCUCGGCAUGUCUGGGACGCCGGGGUCUAUGUGGCGGUCUUGCUGACCAAGAUAUGCAGCAGCAGCAGUAGCAGCUCAUCUUACAGUAAUGAUGAGAAGAGUUGCAUGCCGGCAUUAGAGAAGAUUUUGGGUAGCAGGGAAAAGCUGGACGUGCUGGAGAUAGGCAGCGGAGUCGGUAUACUAGGAAUCGGGCUCGCGACGGCCAUCCUUGGGAGGCACGAGGAGUCCGCGAGCAGCACGAAACGGCCGGUUUCGAUCCUGAUGACGGAUCUGCCCGAGGCGCAGGACAGGGCGGCUGCCAACAUAUCACGCUACGAGGCAAUGGUAUCCCAAAGGCAGCGGCAGCGGCAGCAGCGUCCAACCGAAGACGAGGCAGCAAAAGAAGACGGCAACGGCGCCGACGCCGGCAGCCGGCAGGCCCCCAUCGUGGACUACGAGAACCUCGACUGGGAAGACGGGCGCGCGGGUGUGUUCGCGCCCAAGAUCCUCGCGCGCCCCUGGGAUCUCGUCAUGCUCAGCGACUGCACGUACAACGUCGACAUGCUCCCGGCGCUGGUCGAGACGCUGUCGGAGAUCCACUCAACCACCUCGCCGAAGCACACAAGCCAGGAGGAUGACGGCCACCACCACCACCUCCUCCACCACCCGCGCGUCCUGCUGGCCACGAAGCGGCGGCACGAUUCGGAAAAGGCCCUCUUCGACCUGAUGGCCGGGGCGGGCUGGUCCAUUGAGGAGAACAGGACAUUCGAGCUCCAUGAUUUCGACAGCGCGUCGCAGCAUAUUGAAGUCUAUCUCUUCGGGCGGAAGAGGCCAUGAGGCCCUUCCUCCCUCCUCUAUCAUACACCCCACCCCCCUCCCUGGUUCUCGCCGUGCUGCCUUUUUUUCCCAGCUUCCCGGGAUGGGGUGAACACAUCGUCCCUGUAGCUGGCGCCCCAACACAUACACGUCACGUUCCCCUGGGCGACCGCUCAUAUGUGUAGGCGUUGUUGACGUGCAUGCGUCUGGGUAGGCCGCAUCCUGAGGCCGGUACUUUUGUGCGCGUGUCCGUGUUGUCCGUGUGCGUCCACGUUCUACAUGUACACCACAGACAAAAACAAACAAACAAGACCGUUUAUGUUGCGCACGCCCGGCCGUGGGCAGCGAGCGGGUCGCGCGUCCAAAGAGGGGUAAUGGGAAAACAGCCCGACCGCCGACCAGGCCUAUAUGAGGCGUUUGCAUGGAGCAUCGAGACCCUCCCCAGGAGUCAUGGGCCGCAUCGAGACUUGGACGUGGAGCGAACAGACGACGGCCGGCGGGUGGGGGGAGGUUUUCUUUGCGUGGUCACUGGAGAUCAGCUGGCGGUGGGGUCGAUCGGUGGUCCCCUCCCCCCUUCGUCCUCGGCGUCGUCGCCCAGCGUCCCUCCGAUCGUGUGGACGGCCCGGCCUCCUGCUGUGCUGGCCACUUCCCCUCAGCCGUCCUCGUGCACCACGCUUUCUCUGGGUGUGGUGGGGAGAGAUGGGUGUGUGUGCCGUCUUGGGCAGGUACACGAUGCAUGUAGUCGAGCCUUUUUUGCUCUUUAUGCGUUGCCAGAUGCCGGUUUCCUGCUUUUUCGGCCUCGAAUGCCCCCUUUUUUUUCAUUCCUUCAGCCCCUCUUUGUUUUCCUUUUUAGAGCGCAGUGUCGUCAUUGCCUUUUUUGCUGGCGGAUCGCGUCAAGAUCUGAUCUUUUCCUUUUUUUUUCUUUUUUCCCCAAUCAUACCUCGUCCAUUUACCUACCAAAGCGCAGGGUCGCGCCCUGGUCGGCCAUUUACUCGCCAAGCGGGCUGUUUGCUAGGCCCAAGAAUGCUUUCCGCCAGCCCCGUCUCAUGGGCCCCGGAAUCAUGCAACAGAGCCCUGCCACGGCAUACCCGCGAGACGUCAGGGGGGGGGGGGGGAUUCUGGG
Gaeumannomyces tritici R3-111a-1 is the source of this 2567-nucleotide messenger RNA. RefSeq lists its product as hypothetical. The record is from RefSeq and is a predicted model, not a curated record. Bases 131 to 1465 code for a protein of 444 amino acids. The transcript has a single exon. NCBI's taxonomy places the organism in Eukaryota, Fungi, Ascomycota, Sordariomycetes, Magnaporthales, Magnaporthaceae.